Molecule: messenger RNA, 1956 nt
Organism: Hippocampus comes (tiger tail seahorse)
Lineage: Eukaryota; Metazoa; Chordata; Actinopteri; Syngnathiformes; Syngnathidae
Product: transcriptional repressor scratch 1
Exons: 2
Coding region: 570-1412 (280 amino acids)
Biological process (GO): regulation of DNA-templated transcription
Molecular function (GO): RNA polymerase II cis-regulatory region sequence-specific DNA binding; DNA-binding transcription factor activity, RNA polymerase II-specific
Source: RefSeq, a predicted model, not a curated record
UAAAUGCAGUCAGCUGAUCGUCAGACGACAGAGGCACGGAACAGCUCGCCUCACAAAGCGGGAGAGGAGAGAAGGGAGAGGGAAGCAGCAGAAAGAGAAGAGGAGCUGCAGGGAGGGGGGGGGAUGCAAUGAGCCGACGAGUCGCCGGGCGGACUUGAGGACUACUUCCACGGAGACCGGGACUGGAGAUUUCUUGGGCAAAGCUUCCAAAUUCCACUCUCCCCUCCCUCUUUCUCCUCUCCUCUUCUUUCAAGACAAACGCUGAUCUAUUUAUUCUUCACUGCACGUGAGGCUGGCGUAGAGUGGACUUCCGCUUGCCUGCUGCACAGGAAGCUGAGCGAGAGGAGCUGUCCGGUGCUGAACUUGCUCCCGCUCUCCCGAGGAGGAGCCAGUGGUGGAAUUUCUAGCACACUUUAAAAAAAAAAAAAAUCUUUCAAAAUUAAAAGACCUGCUCGACAGCUUCACGAGCGUGCUCCUGGUGGGCACGCUGGCCACACCGGUCUGCUGCGGUUGCGUGUGUGUGGACUCGUGUGGCUGAGUGUGUGUGCGCGUGUGUGUGUCGCACCACCAUGCCGAGGUCUUUCCUGGUGAAAAAGGUGAAACUGGACGAUUUCUCCACCACGGAUGAUUUGGAGAGCGCCUACCGGCCCAGGACGGAGCUCAGCCUGCGGCUACAUGACAAAGCUGGCUACAUCAGCGACUACAUCAGCCCGUCGGUGUACGACGGCGAGAGCGACGGCGGGAUCAAGGUGCCCUCGCCGGACCCCCUCUACGACGGCAUCCACAGUGACUAUGGAGCCCCGGACUCGGAGUCUCCAGACAGCCCGGGCUCCGAGCUCACCGACGGCUACAUCAACGGCGACGCGGCGGUCAGCGACGGCUACUCGGUGGACGCCUUUUACAUCACGGAUGGCCGCUCGAGGCGGAAAGCCAUGGGGAGCCCUCGCAGCAUCCAGAGGCACACGUGCAACGAAUGCGGCAAGACCUAUGCCACCUCGUCCAACCUGAGCCGACACAAACAGACGCACCGCUCGCUGGACAGCAAGCUGGCCAAAAAAUGUCCCACCUGCGGCAAGGUGUACGUGUCCAUGCCCGCCAUGGCCAUGCACCUGCUGACGCACGACCUCAAACACAAGUGCGACGUGUGCGGCAAAGCCUUCAGCCGGCCGUGGCUCUUGCAGGGCCACAUGCGCUCGCACACGGGCGAGAAGCCCUUCGGCUGCGCCCACUGCGGGAAAGCCUUCGCGGACCGCUCAAACCUGCGCGCUCACAUGCAGACGCACUCGGCCUUCAAGCACUUCAAGUGCAAACGCUGCAACAAGACCUUCGCGCUCAAGAGUUACCUGAACAAGCACUACGAGUCGGCCUGCUUCAAAGGCCCCUUCUCUCCUCUCGGGCCCCUGGAUGCAUGACCCCCUGAACCACUUGCAAAAAAAAAAAAAAAACUCGCCAUUUUCCCUACAAAUGGACACAAACCAUCUAUUUUGUGUUCCGAUCCGGCUUUUGCUUCCUUGCUCACAUUCUGCAACUCGCUUGCCCCCGCAGCCAGUUCAUGGUGAUGAUGAUAGCACAAUUUCUCUCCUCGCGAUGAAGGAUGGAACUGUUUUACGCAUGCAAAAACUGUUGACUUUUUCCUCCCUGUUCUGGAUAGAGACAAUAACGACACAAACGCGACUUUUAUCUGGCAUGGAGACGCGGUUCAGACUUUCACGAGGAUGACAAUAGCGACAGCAAGCUAACGGCUGUUGGCUUCCUCUCUGCACUACCACGCGUAGAAAGAGGGUUUUUUUUUUUUUUUUCCCUUUGGCUUUUGGAAGAAUAAUCGUAAUAAUUAUAGUAAUAACAAUGAUAAUAACGCUAAUGUUUUUCUGCACCAAGUGACCAUAUUCUCUCCACUACCGAGGUAGAAAAAAAAAAAAAACUAUUUAUAUAUUUAUUUAUUUAUUCAUUCAUUUA